GGGAGCGGACACGGCGCACCACGGACCCGCCGGGACGGGGCAGCCUCGGACAGUUCAACAAACGAGGCGACCACGGCCCGGCCCGCUCGUGACACCGACCCCCGCCGGAGCUCGGCAGCGGAGCGAGUCCGCCGUGAGCUGCCGCUGGCGUCUCCUCACGACGGACAGCGGUACGGCCGGUGACACGGACACGCGGAAGCCGGACGGGGGUGGCCGGAAGCCGGCAGACCCACCCCGGAGACCAGCAACAGCGCACCCGACACUCGUACUGCGCGUGACGUCAGCGCGGCGGCCGUCGGCAGGGCGGCCGACCGACCGGCGCUCUUCAGUCGGCAGUGGACCGCCGCGCCGAGCGAGCGUACCAGGCCGCGGCUCAGCUCAGCUCAGCUCCCAGAUCAGCACCCAGCUCAGCUCAGCUCAGCACGCAGCCAGCUCUCGCUGCAGCCUCAGCACACGGCCACAGAUCAAACGACUGCGGAGCGUGCGUGUGAGGCCAUCGGCAGCGCAACCACUGCGGUCACCAGACAUCACCAGCGCCAGGGACUCCAUCACCCGCACAAUCACCGCUAGAUCGGCACCAGCAGCACCAGCAGCGACGGCGUCACCAGCGGGCCCACCGCGGGCGGCCGGGGCGCGCAGACGCGGAGCCGACGGCGGUAAAGAGGCUGCCCGGAGAGGCACCAUCGUGCUGGCGACUGUGACGGCUCGGCAGCGGCGGUCGGCCGCGAGGCAUGGCCUCACCUCAGACCGGCGGCCAGCUAUGAGCGCAGCGCGGAGAGCGGCGGCCAGCCCGCUGCCGCAGCUACUGCUGGCCGCGCAGCUGGUGUGCGGCGCGGCAGCGGCCUACGUGGCGCACCAGGCCGUCUACGUGCCGACCCGGUACGGCGCGCCACCGCCGGCGCUCGGGCCGGCGCCACACGGCUACCUGGCCGUGGUGGGGCCGUUCGGAUGGAGUGCGCCCACCCAGGUGCGCCACCAGGUCCACCAUCACUCGACGGUGGUGCACGGCGCGCCGCCGCGGCCGCUCCAGUCUACCGGCCACUCGGCGCCGCACUCGGCCGCCAAGGCACCGACCGACGCGCCGCUACCGCCACCCAGCACCAACGACUCGUACAGCGCCUACGUGCUGCCCGGCGGCAACGGCUACUCGUACGCCAAAGAAGUCGGCAGCGGCGACAGCAGCGGCAGCAAAGGAGGCGACAGUGGCGAGGUACCCAAACUACAGCUCGACUAUGGCGUGCCCGUCACCGGCUUCCUGGAGGCGCAGCUGAGCUCCAGCUCAGGAACCUCCAUCAACUGGUCGAUGGGCAGGACGCCGGCCAACCGGAGCCUGCCGUUGAUUCCAGACGACAUCCCAGUGCUCGGGGACGACCUGCCCGACGACGGGUGUGCGCGAGACGAGGUCCGCCUACGGUCGACGAACCGUUGGUACAUCGCGUCCGAGCCAUGUCAGCCGAUACUACAGCAGGGCUGUUGUCCGGAAGGCCAGUGGGUGGUCGUCAACAAGUACACACGCAUGGGAGAGUGCGCGCCCAGACUCUGUCCGUCCGGCUUCGCCUUCGUCGAGCGGGACGGCCUGUGCCACGAUCUACAGGAGGAGGGACUCUGUCCAGACAACCGUCGCGUGUACGUCACGGCGUUCGGUGAGCCACGCUGCGGCUGUGCCGACGGCGAGUACGUGGACACGGCCGGCGAGUGUCGGCCGCUCUACAGCACCGUCGGCUGUCCGUACCGACAGCAGCUACGCUUCAACGCCGCCUUCAAACUCGAGUGCCAGCCGGCCGUUUGCCCUAAAGAGAGGCCAGUGCCCUUCCAGGGCUGGUGUAAGAACUUCGGAGAUGUGAGUAUGAUCGGGGUGGGGAAGGGCGCUCUUGAACGUGCACCGAGACCGUCCUUUAACCGCUAUACCGACUAGACGGGACAGAGCAGACUAGUUAGACUGGUUUUGGGGAGCUAACUGAACAGGGACUAAGCAGGCAUUCGCAGAUAUGACCAAACAUGACCAAACAGCGCUUCCGUAGUCCUUGAAGCGCUUAAUUCCGAUAGAGCUCAUCAUCGUUUUGCAGUGUCACUCGCCGUGUACGGGAGCGGCAGCAGCCCUCCUCUGACGACCCGCCGCUCCCCGGUUUCAGUCCUGCGGCACCGACUACCGGUUUGUGCUGGGUUUCGACACCACGCGGCUCGAGGCCAAGUGUUACCCGUCCGAGGAGCUGGAUAUUGGCGGCCGGCACAGCGCGCACACCCCCACCACCACGGCUCCGGCACCCACCGUGCCCGCUCUGCAGGACACAUACCUGCCGCCGCCGGGCCAGGGCCGCGUGCAGUACGCGCGCCGCACGGGAGCGGCGCGCGGCCGCUGGCUGUGGCAGCGCCGGCGCCGCCAGCAGCGGCCGGGCCUGCGCCGGCGCCGGCCGCCGCCGCAGCAGUUCGCUCCGUGGUCGCGGCUAGACGUCGACCAGGUGACGUUUGUCGACAGUGAGCGCGUCAGCGCCGAGCAGCUGGCCAAGUUCGAGCGCUCCGGCCAGGCGGGCCGGCGGCGACGGCGCUUCCGGAGACAGAUCUUCGCCGAGGUGCCGCUGCUCAACACGUGUAAACCGGGCGCGCGCAGCGGGCCCAACUUCAAAUGUCGCGACAAAGCACUGCCCGGCUCCGGCUCACGGUCGGCCCGCAGUCCCGUACCGCCAGCGAACGCGCCCAAAUGUCCAGCGGGACAGCGGCUGGACGCGCUGGGACGGUGUCGACAGACGGUCGGCGGGCUUGGCAAGUGAGCCGCCGUCGCCGCCGACGCCGACGAUCGACACCACCACCGCCACCGCAAUCAGCCAGCCACCACAGCCAGCCAGUCAAACGCUGCGCGGGAGAUACAAUCGUGCAAUGGCGAGUGGCGAACCGAGCGGUGCGCACAAACACUGGCGAGUGGCCGGUGGCGGUAGCGGCCACCGUGUGCAGGGCCAACCGAGCAGGGUAUUGUCACAGCGGCCUCCGAGACGGACUCGUAAUGAGGUGUCGCGCAGACAGACAGACAGACAGGCCGAGAGGGCGGCGUGCCCGAGCGUACCUCGUCCGCGCCCGGCCGCCGCGCGAGUGUGAAGUGUGAGUGACAGCGUCCGGGUCCGGCGGGCGCAGUGUAUCCCUGCCAGCAUCUGCGGGCGAGCCCACGUCCGCCUGUGUUUGUAUUUGUGUGUUAUUGAGUAUCUGACAACCGGCCGCGGUCUACCCGCGCCCGAGUGUCAGUCAGAGUGGUCAAUAUAAGCGCCAGUCA
Amphibalanus amphitrite is the source of this 3262-nucleotide messenger RNA. RefSeq lists its product as uncharacterized. NCBI's taxonomy places the organism in Eukaryota, Metazoa, Arthropoda, Thecostraca, Balanomorpha, Balanidae. The record is from RefSeq and is a predicted model, not a curated record. The transcript is spliced from 7 exons. The coding region runs from base 761 to 1915 and encodes 384 amino acids.